This is a messenger RNA of Ectocarpus siliculosus, 1500 nucleotides long. The record is from the annotation of a GenBank genome assembly. NCBI's taxonomy places the organism in Eukaryota, Phaeophyceae, Ectocarpales, Ectocarpaceae.
AUGGACGGACGGAGGACCGCAUCACCGCGUCUGCAAUUUUCUUUCAGACCGGCUGCAAACACAUUCCAUGAACUUCUACUCACGAGACAGCAGCUACCUACCGAGUCAGGAGCCAAGAACAGACACGAAAAGCAAGGACAGGAGGAGUGCGUUUUCGCAUCAAACGUCGUCGCUGGCUGCUGGCCCCUUCCGUUCCCCUUACAACUGCUGAUAUCUGUACUGCACCGCUGCUCUAUGGUACCAGUACGAAGAACUAUCAGCAAGACCCACAUCAUGUCCCUGCCAGCCAGCAUCGUGUUGCCCAGCACUCCGGAGGGAGAGACCGUGCGUAGGUACGCUCUCGGACAGUCCGACGCGUCUUUCUUCGCCGAGGGAGCGGCUCCGAUUUUCUCCAAGGACAUGGUGUUCAACGGGCUCCUGUUCAAGCUCAAGGGUGCGGCCAACAUUGUGCCGUUGUUUGCCGAUUUCGUGGCGAACAAGAUCAAGGAAGUCAGAUUCGAGGCGAUUGCCGAAGCUGGUUCAAAGAAGAAAUACUUGGUGCUCUACUACGUCCGACUUGAGGGCCAAGAGUCCGAGAUGCCGUUGGUGGAUCUGCUCACGCUAGACGACGACGGCCUCAUCUGCCGCCUCGAGAACUGCUUCGACACCACCAAGUGCCCGCAGGAGAUCAUCGACGCCGGCGCUCCCACGCUGGUUGGGUUCGAGGGGUAGUCUAGAGUAACAGGAGGAGAGAUGGCAACCCAUCUACGUAGACCGAUUGUCAAAGCUCGAUUGCUCCACGACCAAGCUUGUGCCGACACCAAAAAUUGGGGGUUUUGAAUCAAGGGUUUUCCGUACUGUAGAGGUAUAGGCCUUUUUCGCACCCCCUUGUUAGUGGAGAAUUCAAACUUGAAAGUCGGUGCCGUCUCUCCGCGUCUCACUGCAUAGCUUUCGUUGUUUUUGCUUUUGGCUUUGUCGGCGAAAAGACUGGCGUAUGUGUUGGAAAUAUAGAGGAGUUUUCGGUGUGAAGCAUGUGCUGUAAACAUGACUCGGUACCAGAUACUUUUGACUAGUUUGUCUAGACCCUUGAGUAUGCCACGAUGAAGGAAGGCUGCCCCUCCUGUCCCUGUGUCUCGUUGACGAUACUGUGGUAAUACGUGUUGAAUGUCGAGUGUGGCGUUGUUUGUUCGCGAAGUAGCGCGAUGGAACAAUGGUUUCGAGUUUAGAGAUACCCUGACACUUUUCCAACGAAGAAGACUUGGUUGGUUUGAUGCCCGUGAGUGACGUGCGUCAGACGACGACGCCUCGCUGCAAUGUCUUGCCUUUUCUUCCCCCACGUAGGGGUGAGAAAUCCGCUCUGUCGCCACGCUGUAUGUAGGUUGUGUGGAAAAUGUGUUGGAUUCAGAAAAUCUCCAGCGAGAACACUCUAUAUUCGUGAAAGCACGUUUUCGCAUGCAUCCGCAGAGCACGGCAUGCAGUUUCUAGCUUCUGAGGAGAAAAUGGGUGAACGACACAAUCAUU